This is a messenger RNA of Entelurus aequoreus (snake pipefish), 4197 nucleotides long. Its product is annotated as claudin-14-like. The transcript is spliced from 3 exons. The coding region runs from base 1386 to 2126 and encodes 246 amino acids. Gene Ontology annotation, cellular component: plasma membrane; bicellular tight junction. Gene Ontology annotation, biological process: cell adhesion; bicellular tight junction assembly. Gene Ontology annotation, molecular function: structural molecule activity. NCBI's taxonomy places the organism in Eukaryota, Metazoa, Chordata, Actinopteri, Syngnathiformes, Syngnathidae. The record is from RefSeq and is a predicted model, not a curated record.
UGGGAACAAUUUCUCAUAUUCUUUCUGUUUCUGUAACAUUGCAAUAUUUUCUCGUUAAAUGAUUACUUUUUCAUGUAAAAUUAAUACUUUUUAAUGCAAAUCGGUGACAUUUGUCGUAUAAAAAUCCGACUUGUAUCACAAUAUUGCCCAUUUUUGUGUUGUUCUCGUAAAAUAGUGAAAUUUUUAAAGUAAAAUUAUGACUUUUGUCAUCAUUUUGACAAGUAAAAUUCCGAAUAUUAUUAUAAUAUUGACAAAAUGUUAAAGUUUUCUUAUAAAAUGGUGACUUUUGUCGAGUAAAAUUACGACUCUUUUCAUAAAAUUGCCGACGUUUUAAGCUUUUUCUUGUAAAAUUGCGACUGUUAUUGAAUCAAAUUCCAACUUUUAUCAUAACAUUGCACAAAUGUUCAGUUUUUCUUGUCAAAUUUUGACUUGCGUUGAGUAAAAUGACGACUUUUAUUAUAAUACUGCCAACAUUCUAAGUUUUUCUUGUAAAGUUCCAAUUCAUUUUUCACAACAAGCUUUUUAUAUUUACAUAGUUUGUAUACAUUAUUAAUGUUGUAAAUACACUUCUUUAUAUAUCUAGAAAGGGUGGUCCUAGAGAGGUAGUAGGCCUUACUCAGAGGUGUCAAGAAGGUAACAAAUACAAGAAUGUGUGUGUGUGUGUGUGUGUGCACGCCUGUGAGGGCCUUAUGGGCGCUAGACAGUACCCCCACUAUCUGCAUUGUUAGCCACCUCUUACUUGCCAUAUUUUGCGAUUUAAAAUGCAUAAAAAAAAUAAAAAAAACAUGUUUAUUCUUAUCUCACAUAAAAAUUGUGGGGGAAAAAAAGUGUGUUAGCAAAGAGCAAACAAAGUGCUUUUCAUUAUUUCAUGCAAGGCAUUUCUCAAGACUUUUUCACCUAUUGUUAAACACAUGGAGCAGGAAGAAGAUGUGACUAAAUGCCUAACUUAACCGUGGAAGCCGGGUCACAGAUAGUGAAAAUGGCCGAGGUCAUUAUAGAUCCUAUUGUCCUCAAGCAUUCUUUGUCGAGGAAGUGUUUUCCAAGUUAGUGAUUCCCUCUCAGCUCGGGUGAUUUCUGUCAAUGUUUCAUCUGUCCUCCCCAGAGAGGCGGUGGGGAUGUCAGCCAAUAGACUGCUGCAGUGUGGGCCCCCCCGGGGAGACGCUUUAAAGGUGAACGGCGCUCUCAUUAGUGACAGACACCUGCCACUCAGGUGUGGGGAAUAGUUUCCACUCCAUCACUUUGGACACACUUGGCUCGGAGUCCGUGACAAAGUUGAAUUCGCUCUCCUGCUGGGAAGUGUGCGCUUGAAAAGAAGAAGUGCGCCAUGAGGGACUUCAAUAUGCAUCACUUCUUAAAGCGCCGCGGUCUUGCCGAGUGAGCCGAACAUGGCCAGCACCACGCUUCAGCUCCUCGGCUUCCUCCUAAGUCUGCUGGGCUUGGCGGGAACCGUAGUCGCCACCGUGCUCCCGAACUGGCGUAGCUCGGCCUACAUCGGCUCCAACAUCAUCACGGCCUCGGCCACCAUGCGAGGCCUCUGGAUGGAGUGCGUGUGGCACAGCACUGGCAUUUACCAGUGUGAGGUGUACAGGUCUCUGCUGGCACUGCCACAGGACAUGCAGGCUGCCCGGGCCCUCAUGGUGCUCUCCUGUGUCACCUCCGUCCUUGGGAUGGUGGUUUCUGUGAUGGGUAUGAAGUGCACCUACUUUGCUCGAGGCUCGCUAAUCAAGUCCCCCCUGGUGCUGAGCGGAGGGAUUUGUUUUCUCUGUGCCGGUGUACUCUGUUUGAUCACCGUUUCCUGGACCACCAAUGACGUCAUUGUGGAUUUCUAUGACCCCUUCCUUCCGGGUGGCAUGAAGUACGAGAUCGGCCUGGCGGUGUAUAUUGGUUUCGCCUCGGCCUGUCUCAGUCUGAGUGGGGGACUCGUGCUGUGUUUGAACAGCGGCGGCGAGCGCCCACCGAGGCGACCCCAAAUACAUAGGAGUCAGCCUUCAUCACCGCCCCCACCCUUCAACAACAUCUAUCCCCCAGCGCCUCCAUACAAACCUCCAGAGGCUCUCAAGGGCAAUCGAGCCCCCUCGCUUUGCUCCGUCUCCAGCAGUGGCUACCGACUUAAUAACUAUGUCUAAGACUGGCUACCGACUUAAUAACUAUGUCUAAGACUGGCUACCGACUUAAUAACUAUGUCUAAGACUGGCUACAUACUUAAUAACUAUGUCUAAGACUGGCUACCGACUUAAUAACUAUGUCUAAGACUGGCUACAGACUUAAUAACUAUGUCUAAGACUGGCUACAGACUUAAUAACUAUGUCUAAGACUGGCUACAGACUUAAUAAUCAAUCAAUCAACUAUGUCUAAGACUGGCUACAGACUUAAUAAUUAAUCAAUCAACUAUGUCUAAGACUGGCUACAGACUUAAUAACUAUGUCAAAGACUGGCUACAGACUUAAUAAUUAUGUCUAAGACUGGCUACAGACUUAAUAACUAUGUCUAGGACUGGCUACAGACUUAAUAACUAUGUCUAAGACUGGCUACAGACUUAAUAACUACGUCUAAGACUGUUUGCGUACUUAAUAACUACGUCUAAGACUGGCUACAGACUUAAUAACGAUGUCUAAGACUGGCUACAGACUUAAUAACUAUGUCUAAGACUGGCUACAGACUUAAUAACUACGUCUAAGACUGUUUGCGUACUUAAUAACUACGUCUAAGACUGGCUACAGACUUAAUAACUACGUCUAGGACUGGCUACAGACUUAAUAAGGAUGUCUAAGACUGGUUGUGCACUUAAUAACUACGUCUAAGACUGGCUACAGACUUAAUAAUUAUGUCUAAGACUGACUACAGACUUAAUAACUAGGUCUAAGACUGGCUACAGACUUAAUAACUAUACGUCUAAGGCUGGCUACAGACCUAAUAACUAUGUCUAAGACUGGCUACAGACUUAAUAACUAUGUCUAAGACUUGCUAUGGACUUAAUGACUAUGUCUAAGACUGACUACAGACUUAAUAACUAGGUCUAAGACUGGCUACAGACUUAAUAACUAUGUCUAAGACUGACUACAGACUUAAUAACUAGGUCUAAGACUGGCUACAGACUUAAUAACUAUACGUCUAAGACUGGCUACAGACCUAAUAACUAUGUCUAAGACUGGCUACAGACUUAAUAACUAUGUCUAAGACUUGCUAUGGACUUAAUAACUAUGUCUAAGACUGGCUACAGACCUAAUAACUAUGUCUAAGACUGGCUACAGACUUAAUAACUAUGUCUAAGACUGACUACAGACCUAAUAACUAUGUCUAAGACUGGCUACAGACCUAAUAACUAUGUCUAAGACUGACUACAGACUUAAUAACUAGGUCUAAGACUGGCUACAGACUUAAUAACUACGUCUAAGACUGGCUACAGACUUAAUAACUAUGUCUAAGACUUGCUAUGGACUUAAUAACUAUGUCUAAGACUGGCUACAAACUUAGUAACUGUCUAAGACUGGCUACAGACUUAAUAACUACGUCUAAGACUUGCUAUGGACUUAAUAACUGUCUAAGACUGGCUACAGACUUAAUAACUAUGUCUAAGACUUGCUAUGGACUUAAUAACUAUGUCUAAGACUUGCUAUGGACUUAAUAACUAUGUCUAAGACUUGCUAUGGACUUAAUAACUAUGUCUAAGACUUGCUAUGGACUUAAUAAAUAUGUCUAAGACUGGCUAUGGACUUAAUAACUAUGUCUAAGACUGGCUAUGGACUUAAUAACUAUGUCUAAGACUUGCUAUGGACUUAAUAACUAUGUCUAAGACUGGCUAUGGACUUAAUAACUAUGUCUAAGACUUGCUAUGGACUUAAUAACUAUGUCUAAGACUGGCUAUGGACUUAAUAACUAUGUCUAAGACUUGCUAUGGACUUAAUAACUAUGUCUAAGACUUGCUAUGGACUUAAUAACUAUGUCUAAGACUGACGUCUAUGAGCACUGUAUGAAAUUCCACCAAAAUUCAUCAUUCCUGACAACCAGGAUUUACACCUGCAAUGUGUCCUAUAAACCACUAGAUGGCAACAUUAAUCAGGAAAUAGAAACAGGUCCUUUCUGUGCUGUCAACCCUCAAAUAUUUUAUUACAUUUUUUAUAUGUGCUUUAAAAUGAGCUGACAUUUUCUGAAGGUGGUAUAUUUGUGUUGGUGUUUUGUCCACAUUAUACCAAUAAA